Molecule: messenger RNA, 6964 nt
Organism: Symbiodinium sp. CCMP2592
Lineage: Eukaryota; Dinophyceae; Suessiales; Symbiodiniaceae
Source: the annotation of a GenBank genome assembly
GGAUGGACAUCGUGGUGAUGGUGUUUCUGGUCUUGGAGCAGGUGGACUUGGAGUUCCCCCUGUUGAGGCUCCUUACAGGCCUCCGGGUUUCCGUGACUCCCGGACCUACGGUGACUAUGGCUUUGAACGUCCGCCGGGCUUGGAUGUGAAGACCCAAGGACCAGCGACCUCUGACGCCCCAGGUCCAACGGAGGCGGAAGUGAGGCCCUCACAACCAGAGGCGGAACAAGAUGGAGGCCCAAGGACUGAUGCGGCGACGAGCUCGGCGGCACCUUCACCUAUCGAUGUGCUGAUAACGGGAAUGAGCCAGUUGCAGCAGGUGUUGCUGAAGCAGCGAAGCGACGUGAUCGACUUGGAGCCGAAGGCUGUGAGCGAGCUAGUGAAGCUUCCGGAGUACACUGCGGAGACCGGGGCCAUCGACUUCCAGGACUAUCUGUACCUGGCUGAGCAGCAGAUUGGCACACUGGCCUCAGGAGCGGGUGAAUGGUGGGCUAAGACGCUUGCUGUGGCUCAGGCGGCGUAUGCGGAGUACCAGACUUUGUCACCGGUGAGAAGGUUGAGUGUGGCCGCUACGCUUACCCCGGAGCUCAAGGAGGACAAGUACAAGAAGUUGGAGCGAAAGGUCGCGGCUUUGGUCCUGGCUUCGCUCCCCAAGGGGGUGCGUGACGAUCUGGUGGCGUACCGAGUUCAGGGUGUGCACCAGAUUCUUUACAGGUUGAUGGUGAUCUUCCAGCCUGGAGGUGCUCAGGAUCGGGCUCAGCUGCUGAAGCAGCUUGACGUGACAGAGUCCUCGGGAAGCCCUGCGGAAGCAACGGCGGCGCUUCGCCGAUGGUACCGUCUGUUGCAACGUGCCGCAGACUUGGGAGUCACGUUACCAGAUGAGUCUUUGCAGGUGAGGUCGUUGUCCGUGAUAGUCCGACGAACAGCUGAGCAGAAUGCUGACUUUAAGUUCCGUUUGGCUUUGGCGAGGACCGAGCUGCAGAUUGACACUCGCCCCACGCAGGAGAAUGUGAUGAGGUAUCUGCAGCACUUGCUUGCAGAGCUGGAGCAGCUUGGAGCGGUGGCGCGGAAGCAGGCUGCACCUUCGACCGGAGGAACUACGACGACUUCGCCCUCUACGGCUACUACUCCGGCAUCGGGCGGAACUGCGUCCCAAGGUUCAAGCUAUGCAAGCUACAGCUACUUCCUCAAGCCAGGCGACGACGAGUACAGCUGCGGAGGGACCCGCGAAUCCGGCGCCAACGGGCCAACGGCUUCCUCUACUACCACCCCGACAGGUGGGGCGCACAACAAAAUUGACACGGUGAAGGUCACCGAAAUAUUGAACGAGACCAACAAAAUGUUGAAGUCUAUAGCUGCUGCGAACUCGUCGGCAACAAGUGCACCGGCUGCACCAAUGGACCCUUUGAAAAUGAUUCAGAAGCAGCUUGAUGAAGUGCGGAGGCUGAAGGUGAUGAGAGUGCGUGAGCCCUGUGAGGCUACAACCUCUUUUGCGAGUGCGGUGUCCUGGUACGAGACGAGACUGAGUUCUACUACGUUGGCCAGGUUGGAUGGGCCCGAAGAGGAGGAGGCACUACUGGAUAGCGGUGCUACCCACGCCUUUCGGCCCCCAAGCUCCGCGACAGAGCUUGAUGAUGCACGACGAGUGGGGGUGGCCUUAGCCACCGGUGAGGAACGAUCGAUCCCUCAGAACCGUGGAGUAACGUUGCUGUGCGAGUCGGGCAGCGAGGGGACGAUACUCCCCAUGGGUCAAUUGGUGCGACUUCUUGGAUGCCGGGUGACUUGGACGCCAAAAAAGUUGACUGUGGUGCACCCGGUACAUGGCCGGCUUCAAGUGCGACUUCGGGGACACUGCCCGGUGGUUCCUGUGACCCAGGCUCUUGACCUCAUUGCGGAGUUGGAACAGAAAAGGAUGGCUUCGUUUGAGCAAACUGUCCAGGACCUUCAAAAGCAGAUCAAGGCCAUCCGUGACAAUGGUUCAUGUGCCUGGACUUGGGAGCAGCACUUGCGCGCUGCCCGUGAAGGCGGUGAUCGGACACAUGUGGCCGGCCUCUUGCACAAGAACCCGGUGUUUUCUACAGUGAGUGCAGAGGUGCUUCUUGGUGUUCCUGAAGGGGUUCCGCGUGGUGACCGUGAUGGUUGGAAUCUACUAAAGGGAACUCCGUGGUCCCGGGCGAAGCGCAAGGCUCUUUAUCAAAGUGAUGGUUGGGUCGUUCAUUUGUUCUCUGGAGAUGAGAGAAGUGAAGAGGCCAAGCGGCGCGAUGCAGUGAAGAAGUCCUUUUGGAGUGAAGCUCUAUCUGGCGAUGAAGUGAUGGUGGAUGCGGACCUCACGGCCUCACGGUCUAUGGACCUGUUGCAGCGGGACGGCAUCGUUAAGGUGCUAGCGUGGGGAGCCCUCAACGGCAAGGUGAAGGCCAUCAUUGGGGGACCUCCGAGACAUACGUUUCCCACGGUUGCUCAAGGUGUUCCUGUUGGCGGCCCGCACCUCAAGGAGACCCAGCUCAUUGUGAAGAUGAUGUUGUUGUUCUACAUGGCCCAGGAAGGCAGAACAGCUUUGUGGCGAGCUGGGGGUGUGAGAACUAUGGUGAAGCCGCAUGUGGGUUAUUUCCUGUUGGAGCAUCCCAAAGGACCGGGAGGAGAGCGACUUUCCUUCUUUGAUACUCCUUUGUGGAAGGCCUUUGCAAUGGACUCCUUGAUGGGGGAAGUUCCUUGUUUCGUGAACGAGAAGGAGGUGAUCUUGGGGGGCAACAUGAACCUUUGGCAUCUACGUGAUGCACGCCUGGGUCCCGAAGGUUCUCGUGAUCAAGGGUCGAUAUGGCCGUUGGAGUUGGUUGCGCAUGUGGCUUUUGCGGUGAGAGCAUGGGUGGGCCUUCGCAACCACGAGGGUUUCCUCUCUUCUUUGGUCAAUCGAUCUUGGUUGAAAGACCCCGAGCCUCUACAGUUGAGUAAGUUCAAUGUCCGUGAGUGGCAGCUACAUGUUCAACGCGACCACCUUCCUUAUCGCAAAGACUGCAGGAUCUGCAUCGAGCGAGCGAGCGGCAAACCUCACAGGAAGGUCUCGCACCCUUCUGCUUACUGCCUCUCUAUUGAUACCGCGGGACCUUUCAGGAAUGUUGGAGCAGGGGGAUACAAGUACCUGCUCGUUGGUUGCUAUCGACAUCCCAAGUUGUUGGGAACAUCGCCUGAGGAGGAGCCUGCGAAAGGGCCGUCUGCAGCUGAGGUCGUUCCUCGUCCUGAUGAUGGAGAAGAUUGGUUGGGAGAAGACCUUGAAGCAGCAGAAGAUGAGGUUCUUUUAGUUGCCGAAGAACCUGAAGGUGGAGUUGGUUAUGUGGAUCCAGGACCUCCUGAUGCUGAUCAUGAAAGGGAUGGUGAGAUUGAGGCCUUGAAGGAGCUCGCUAAGCCCCUGGAGUUCGUUUCUGUGUAUGUGGCCAAACCUAUGAGGUCCCGCAAGAAGGCAGAGACUUUGAAGGCCAUCCAGGAGCUCUACAUACAGCUGCGCAGUGCUGGUUUUCCGCUGGGGAGAAUACACAUGGACCGUGCGCGUGAAUAUCAAUCCAGCGCCUUUGAACACUGGGCGGCAGCAAGGGACAUUGAAUUGUCCCGCACCCAGGGAGAUGAUCCGUCCCAGAACGGGACCGCUGAGAGGGCAGUGGGUUAUGUGAAGAUGCGCAUGAGGGUGUUGCUUGCUCAGGCUAAAGAACUCAGCGGUGCCGAUGACGAGGUGAUCAAGGGAUGGUGGGCUAUGGCGGCGGAGACGGCUGUUUCCCAACACCAGGCGUUAGCUAUGGGUCGGAAGUUUCCAUCUGCGGCUCGAUUCGGUUCGCGGGUGUUUACGAGGAGGAAGGGCUAUGGUGCUGGUGGUACGGACCUCAAACCAAAAUGGAUUGGUGGGGUCUACCUUGGCCCCGCUCGCUCUGUGCCCGGCGGACACAUGGUGUACACCGAUGAGGGCAACCUGUGGUUCACUACGAAUAUACGUCAGUUUGAAGAGCGUGAUCCAGGAGCGGAUGGUGCUUCGGAACCGGCGCCCUCACCACCUGAUCUACUACCAGCGCGACGUGUGAGGGGAAAAACAACGGCGGUGGAGUUAGCGAGUGGAGCUAGUCUACUACCAGGAGCCGCGGAUGGUGGUCCUCGGGAAGGUCCUGCUGUGGGGGCGUUGAGCUCCUUAAUUGGCUUGGCUAAUUCCUCGGAUUCGGAUGCAGAUGAUGAGUCGUGGUCUGUGGUUUCCAAUGGUCCCAGGCUGUGUGAACUAGAGGGCCAAGUUUCUUCCUCGCCUUCUACUACAAGUUCAAGGGGGCGAAGCGGUUUUGCUGAGCGCUUUGCGAAGGAGAACCGUUUUUCCAUGGAGGAUUGCCUGAAGGUGUUGGAGUCGGAGCCCUUUGUCAAGACCAGAAAGCAGCGGGCUACAGCGUGGGGUGGCAAUGGGCCACCUCCUAUCCACACCACCCUUGGUGCUUACCAACGUGGUCCACACAUUUGUGUGACCAACGCUACCGGCCGCCAUUCGGCCCUCUCCCACUACCUCGCUGAGUUCAUGAAGAAGUCUUGUGGUGAGAGUUGUGAGUUUACGUCGAUUACGGUGGCUCGUGAUCUAUGUACUGAUGUGCAUUGUGAUCGGUUCAACAUGCGAAACUCUACCAACUAUGUGCUGACUUUGGGAGAGUUCAAGGGGGGUGGCAUUUGGCAGCAGGGUUCCAACAAUGAGUUUGCCGACGUUGCGGUCGAGACUGCUUCAGGGGAUGUGCUCCAAGGCCAUGUGAUCCCGGUUAAGGGCCGAGUCGUCAAGGUUGAUCCGAAGCGACUACACCGAACCAUGCCCUGGGAGGGUGGCCCGAAGUGGACUGUGAUAGCCCAUACCAUAGGGGCUCGGGGGAAGCUUGAGGAUUCGGAUGUGCAAACCUUGAGUGCUUUGGGGUUCCCGCUAUAUGCUCCCUCUGUGAAUGCCUUGGUUGACCUUCCUGAAGAGAACCCGGUUGUGGAUGCAGCCUCUUGCGCAAAACCUUGGCGUCAUCUCCUUUCUGAGCACGAGCUUGAGGAGGAGAUGCAGAGUCGCUUGUGGACCCGGAGAGUUCUUGAUGAGGAGGAGCAGUUAAUGCAAGUGAUUCCCAAGGACCUGGAGCUGGACUAUGAGGGGGAGCAGUGGCUGGGCCUGUGUCGCAUGACCGAAGGUGAGGAGGAAUCGUUCGGGGUGGAGACCAUGCUUGAGGAGUUGCGUGAGCCCUUGCGGGUUGUCUUCACUGUUGCCUUGGAUGAGGUUAAGAACUAUGCUUCUCGUUGGUCAGAUGCUAUGCACAAGGAAGUGAAGGCCCUACUCGAUGCGGGAGCUUUGGUUCCCCUCACGGCGGAGGAGCAAAUGAAAUUAGAGGCCUCUGGGAAACUGGUAGUGCUCCCUGCAAAGGGGGUAUUCACUACAAAGCCGCCAGAUGUGGAAAAGACGGUUGAUGAUGAGGGAAUUCCACUUCCUCGAGGCUCGCCGCACUUUGUCAAGCGCAAGGCGAGAUUGGUUAUAUGCGGCAAUUUUCAGGGACGCCAAGCCAGAGAAGACUCAUACGCGGGCGGCUGCCAGAUUGACUCCUUGCGUGCUAUGUUGGUUCUGGCAGCGUUUCGAGGCUGGCGCUUGGCCUCCACCGACAUUCGGAAUGCCUUCAUCCUUGCUCCGAUCAAGGACGAGGAAGAUGAUGAUGAUGGCACUGUUUAUGGGUUGUUCCCACCGAAGGUGUUCCAGAUGGUUUUGGUCCCCUACUGCUAUCAACUGUGGCGGGUAGAUCGGGCUCUUUAUGGAUUCAGGAGGAGUCCAAGGCUGUGGAGCCGAUUCCGAGACCGGCGCCUACGUGAUGCUCGGGUACCGUGCGGCCUUGGACAUCUUCGACUUCGCCAAAGCCGAGCAGAUGCAAAUGUGUGGGCCAUUGUGUACGAAGGGGCUAACGGGGAGUCCGAGGUUCGGGGCUAUAUGAACAUUUAUGUCGAUGAUGUUCUGUGUGUGGGCAGCGAGGACGACAUCCUUUUGGUCCAGCAGUGGUUGACCUCGGAAUGGAAGGCCUCGGAUCUCACCUGGGCCACCGAGGACUCGGUGCUUCGUUUCCUUGGCUUGGAGAUCAUGUUGGUGAAGGACGGGGUGAAGAUUGGCCAGCAAGCCUUUGUCGAGGAGUUGAUUCGACACCACAAGCUACAAGAUAGCAAGGGGUACGGCGCCCCUUGUCCUCAAGAGUGGUUGCUUGGUGAAUGUGAAGAGGCGACGGUUGACUACACCCCCGAACAACUUCGUAGGGCCCAAACCCUGACUGGAGAGCUGUUAUGGUUGAGUGGCCGGAGCCGUCCAGACAUUAUGCACAGUGUUUCGACAAUGUCGUCAUUAUGCGUCAAGAAUCCGGAGUUGGUUGAGAAGAUUGGCCUCCGUGUUCUGGGGUACUUGAAGGCUACAGCAGGAGUUUGUCUGUGGUACCGCCCUACGAACUCAGAGUACGAGGUGACGGGCUACUCCGAUGCUUCCUUCGCUCCUCUUGGAACGCGGUCUGUGGGAUGCUCCGUUGCUUGCUACCUUGGAUGCCCAGUGAGUUGGCGAUGUGGCCGACAGAGUAUUGUCUCUUUGUCGGUUGCGGCGGCGGAACUACUUGAAGCAGUGAACUGUGUCCAGCUGAUGCUGGGACUGUCGAGCUUUGUGGAAGAGCUUCAACGCGAUAAACCGCGUCACUGCUUGCGAGUCGACAAUCAAGCUGCCGUCGGUCUUACAACCGAAAGCUCUGGGACGUGGAAGACGCGCCACCUUCGUGUGAGAGCUUUCGCCCUGCGUGAAGCAGUGCGUCAGGAGGAGCUACGCAUCACCCACAUCGAGGGCUUACGACAACUUGGUGACUUGGGAACUAAGUGUUUCCAUAAGCCCCGGCUGGAGCAGCUUCGUGAUCUGUGGGGUUUGUGGAGUGGCUGUCCUUCAGCUACUACGACUGGCGGGAGCGAAUCGUAG